This is a messenger RNA of Hymenoscyphus albidus, 1870 nucleotides long. Lineage: Eukaryota; Fungi; Ascomycota; Leotiomycetes; Helotiales; Helotiaceae. The record is from the annotation of a GenBank genome assembly.
AUGCGUUCCACCACCAUCUUUCGUCUUUUAGCUGCUCUCCUUCCUCUUGUAUCACCUCAAGGUGUCUCGGCUGCUGUAGCAUGUACCAAUAAGUUCACCGCCGUCACAGCUGCAAACGCCAUCAAGGCCCUGCACCCAGGUUGGAAUCUAGGAAAUACACUGGAUGCCGUUCCCGACGAGGGAUCAUGGAACAAUGCUCCUGCGACUCCAGCGCUACUUGAUCAAAUCAAAGCGAGAGGGUUCAAGAGUAUCAGAAUCCCAGGUAAGCCUCUAAUCCCUUCAACUCUCCUAUCCAAUAUGAAAAGGAGAAAUGGAAAGAUACUCAUGGAAGCGAAGUUACUUGGGCAUACCACUUCGACACUACAUCCCCUUCUUGGACUGUCAAUCCGACAUUCAUGACCCGCGUCGAAACCGUCGUCGACCAAGCUCUUGCCGCCGGCUUCAGCGUAGUGUUGAACGUCCACCACGAUUCCUGGGUAUGGGCCGACCAAACAGUCGCUGGUGCAAACACUACCAUGAUCCUCGAGAAGUUCACCUCACUUUGGAGUCAAAUCGGCACGAAAUUCGCGUGUAAAUCGUCAUCCCUUAUCUUCGAAGCGAUCAAUGAGCCCACGGGAAGCACACAGGAACACGGCGAUCUCUUGAACAAGAUGAACGCGAAUUUCCUCGAUGUCAUCAAUAAAGCUGGUGGUUUCAAUCCUCAGAGAGUUGUUUCACUCAGUGGGCUUGGUCAGGAUAUUUUAAAGACGACGCAGUUUUUCAAGAGACCUACUACAUACCCAAAUCAGCCCUGGGCCAUCCAAUUCCACUACUACUCUCCCUACGACUUCAUCUUCUCCGCAUGGGGAAAGACCAUCUGGGGAUCUGACGCUGAUAAAGCCGCGCUUGAAGCGGACUUUGACAUGUUGCACGGAAACUUCUCUGGGGUACCCGCCUUCAUUGGGGAAUGGGACGCUUCGGUUUCCAGUACCGAGGUCGCAGCGAGAUGGAAGUAUAAUGAUUUCUUCAUCAAGACGACGAAUAAGUAUGGGUACAGUGCGAUUAUCUGGGAUAAUGGAGAUGAUCAGUAUAACCGCACGGCCGCGUUCUGGAAGGAUCCUGUGGGCAUUGAUGUCCUGUUUAAUGCGGUUGCUGGAAAGGGGAAUGCGCUUGCAGAUUCGACUACUGAUAUCAACGCCGCGAGCCAGAACACUAGCGCGUAUCUUUGGCACAAGGUUGGAGCUGCCGUGACCGAUGUUGAGGUCCCAUAUAUCUUGAAUGGAAACAAAUUGUCCGGGGUCAAGGAUAGCAAAGGAAAAACGCUUUCCUCUUCUGACUACACGAUGAGUUCAGCUGGUGUCCUCAAAUUGUCAAAGAGCUACUUAUCGACACUCUACUCUACGACCACCAAGCCAGGCGCUAUUGCAACUCUUACCCUCUCCUUCUCUGCGAGCCCCAAUUUGACGCUCCAAGUCUACCAAUUCGCUACACCCAUCCUACCCUCCUCCUCCUCAACAUACUCGUUGAACUCUCUAGACGCAGCGGUGGACUUACAUAUCCCAAUCACAUACCAAGGUCUUCCAAGGGUUGCGGCUAUCAGAGCACUCAGGGAGGAUGGUUCGAUACUGGUUGAGUAAGUCCCCCCCCUCCCCCUCUUUCAUCCCCCCCCAAACAAAACUGACAUCCGAAAAGUGACUGGACGCAAUAUCUCGGUCCCCUACAAAAGGGCCGCAUGACUUACGGCGAUUGGGGCUUCGACGAUAAGGGACUGACGGUUUGGGCAGCGGGCGUGGCAAAACUUAAGGCGAGUGGCGGACAGGGUGUUAGGGUGCUGGUGGAAUUUUGGCCUAGGUGGGAGGGAAAUAGUGUGGAGGUGCGGUUUACUGUUUAG